Messenger RNA from Conger conger (European conger), 7709 nucleotides. It is a transcript of the gene casz1, whose product is annotated as castor zinc finger 1. Gene Ontology annotation, cellular component: nucleus. The transcript is spliced from 19 exons. Bases 225 to 6239 code for a protein of 2004 amino acids. NCBI's taxonomy places the organism in Eukaryota, Metazoa, Chordata, Actinopteri, Anguilliformes, Congridae. The record is from RefSeq and is a predicted model, not a curated record. Gene Ontology annotation, molecular function: RNA polymerase II transcription regulatory region sequence-specific DNA binding; DNA-binding transcription factor activity, RNA polymerase II-specific. Gene Ontology annotation, biological process: positive regulation of transcription by RNA polymerase II; regulation of neuron differentiation.
CUAACCCCAGCUGCCAAUCAAAUUCACUCGUGGCAGCCGGCAUUAUCUUUCGCUACAAACUAUUGACAGAUUACAUGUCAAGGAGUUUAGUGCAUUAUUGAAGGAAGGUUUUUUUUUUUUGUUAAUGUUGUUAUUGUUGUCGGCUUAGUUGUUUUACAUUUUGUUCCUUAGUUUCCUGCUCCUCUCCUUACUUCUGAUGAUUUUUAAAAGAGUUGAGCUGUAUUAUGAAAGUUACAUGCCUAAGAGGAUUUAACUACGAAUUCCCUGAAUAUGCUGAAAGGACUUUAUGCACUGAAAAGACCUCAGGAAAAUCCAAGAUGGCCGCGAAAAGGAAAGGCGGCCUGAAGCUGAACGCUAUCUGUGCCAAGCUGAGCCGACAGGUGGUGUACGACGGCAGCUCCCAGCAUGCCGAGGGGGACCCCAGCCUACCGGACAACAGCGAGAAGGGGAGCUCGCACUACGAGGAGGCCGACCGGCCGGAGCCCGACUUCCCCGAGGGGCUGGGCCUGGGGCCCAACCCGGAGGAGGACCAGAGGCGGCGCGAGGCCAUCGAGAAGUGGGUGAACGGGGAGUACUCGGACGAGCCGCCGCUGGAGCCGGGAGAGCCGCGGGGGCCCCGGCCGGGCCCCAGGGACGAGGGGCCCCCCGAGGGCGUGUACAUGGUGCAGCCCAAGGGCUGCAGCGAGGACGAGGACAACGGCGACGAGCCGGGCACCCUGCCGGGGUCCCGCGCCAGCAGCUACCGCGACGACCGCGACUCCGAGGAUCCGCACAAGGAGGACAGCUACACCCCCGCCCCCGAGCCUCCCAGUCGCCCUGCGCCCUUCGCUCCUCCAGGGGAGGCCUCUGUGCUCCGCGACUAUGCAGCCAGCACCAUGAACGAGUUCCUGGGCAUGUUCGGGUACGACGACCAGCAGGUGAGGGACGAGCUGGCCAAGAAGAUCAGCUUCGAGAAGCUGAAAGCAGCUACCUCAGACCCCUCGUCCCUGAGCAGCGAGGAGGCCACCCGCCGCGCCCGCUUCUCCAAGUACGAGGAGUACAUCCGCAAGCUGAAGGCCGGCGAGACGCUGCCCUGGCCCGCGCUGCCCGUCAAACCGCUGGACGACCUGGCGCCCAAGAUGGCCGCCGCGGAGAAGGGCGCCCUGAUGCAGGCCGCCGGCUGCAUGCAGAGCGCCGAGGGCCCGAUGUACCCGGGGCUGCCCCUGGAGCACAAGCAGGGGCCCCUGAGCGCGCCGCCCCCCGCCGGCCCCUCCCAGAUGCAGAGCCUGGCCUCGCGCACGUCCAAGUACGACUUCUUCAUCCAGAAGCUGAAGAUGGGCGAGAGCCUGCGUCAGCAGAACGGCGGCGCCUACAAGCGGCCGUCCAAGUACGACCUGGAGAACGUCAAGUUCCUGCACCUCUUCAAGCCCGGCGAGGGCAGCCCGGACAUGGGGGGCGCCAUCGCCUUCAAGACGGGCAAGGUGGGCCGCCCGUCCAAGUACGACGUGCGGAACAUCCAGAAGCUGAUGCCCGGGAAGGCCGAGCCGAGCCUGGUGCCCAACAUCCUGUCCGCCCCUCCCGGGAACUCGGGAACGCCGGGCGCCCUGGGCGCCUCCUUGACCUCGGCCGCCGCCGCCGCCACCGCCGCCGCCACCGCCGCCGCCGCGGGGCCUCCCGGCGUUCCCGCCGACCAGGGGGGCCACCUGGGCUUCAGCGCCUCCGACUACAUGAAGUCCAGCUUCUCCAAGACCGACUCCAUCACCACGGGAACCGUGUCCUCAGUGAAGAACGGCCUGCCACCCGAGAAACCCGUCACCGAGGAUGUCAACCUGUACCAGAAAUAUAUCGCCAGGUUCUCCGGAAGCCAGCACUGCGGGCACGUGCAUUGCGCCUACCAGUACCGAGAGCAUUACCACUGCAUGGACCCCGAGUGUAACUAUCAGAGGUUCACCAGUAAGCAGGACGUGAUCCGCCACUACAACAUGCACAAGAAGCGCGACAACUCCCUGCAGCACGGGUUCAUGCGCUUCAGCCCCCUGGACGACUGCAGCGUGUACUACCACGGCUGCCACCUGAACGGGAAGAGCACGCACUACCACUGCAUGCAGGUGGGGUGCAACAAGGUGUACACCAGCACGUCCGACGUCAUGACUCACGAGAACUUCCACAAGAAAAAUGCACAGCUUAUCAACGACGGCUUCCAGAGGUUCCGGGCCACAGAGGACUGCGGUACUGUGGACUGCCAGUUCUACGGGCAGAAGACCACCCACUUCCACUGCAGGCGCCCCGGGUGCACCUUCACCUUCAAGAACAAGUGCGACAUCGAGAAGCACAAGAGCUAUCACAUCAAAGACGACGCCUACGCCAAGGACGGCUUCAAGAAGUUCUACAAGUACGAGGAGUGCAAGUACGAGGGCUGCGUCUACAGCAAGGCCACCAACCACUUCCACUGCAUCCGCUCAGGCUGCGGCUUCACCUUCACCUCCACCAGCCAGAUGACCUCGCACAAGCGCAAGCACGAACGCCGGCACGUGCGCUCGUCCGGCGUGCUGGGCCUCGCCUCCUCCUUCCUCAUGCCCAAGGAGGAGCCCGAGGAGUCCAGCAACGACGACCUGAUGGACUUCUCCGCCAUCAGCAGCAAGAACUCCUCGCUCAGCGCCUCGCCCACCACCCAGCCCUGCUCCUCCGGGCCCCACCUGCUGCCCACCCCCACCACCGCCAUCUCGUCCAGCCACACCAUCAAGCCCACCUCCUCCCUGCCGCCCGGCGGGCGCAUGUCCAGCCUGCUCUCCCAGGCGCUGCCCAGCAACAUGCCCGUGGCCCUGGCCCUGUCCAACUCGGGCAUGUCCGGCUCCAACCCCUUCUUCCCCCUGCUGCCCCGCCUGCCCCUGCAGCUGCCCCCCUCGGCGGCCAGCCUGAUCUCAGCCGCCAGCUCCUCCGCCCACUCCAUGCCCACCGACUCCCACUCCCAGUGCUCCUCCGCCACUGGGGAGGCCACGGCCUCCACCCCCACCUCCUUCUCCGCCGCCUCCAUCAUGGAGAAGAUCUCCGCCAGCAAAGGGCUGAUAUCCCCCAUGAUGGCCAGACUGGCAGCCGCUGCCCUCAAGCCCUCGGGAGGCCUGGACACAGGGAACGGUCCGCACGUUCCGGCAGGCCGGUUUAAUCUGGUUCAAGUGAAGCAGGAGCCGGUGGACGUGACCUCAGGAGCCUCCCAGGACUCCAUACAGGAGCACAGCCUGGACCUGAGCAAGAAGGAUCACAGUAAUGAAUCAAACGGACAUCCUGUACCGGGAAAUACAUCUCUUUUAUCCUCGCUUAUGAAUAAGAUGUCGCAGGUGAACCCCGGUUUCUUCAGCGGGAUGAGUCUGAAGGCGGAGCUGGAGGGCGGGCACGGUGUGGAUAACUCUGAGGCUGCUCAGUACCUCAGCCGUGCCAUGAAGAGGCCCAUCCAGGACAAAGCUUCUGAGCUCUGGAGGACCUACCUGCGCAGGUUCGGCACGGAUGAUUUCUGCGAGGCCCACUGUGACUUCCUGCAGAAGGUCCACUUCCACUGCGUGGUGGAGGACUGCGGGGCCCUGUUCAGCACCGUGGACGGCGCAGUCAAGCACGCCAAUUUCCACUUCCGGGCGACCCUGAAGGUGAAGUCGGAGCCCUCCUAUAACGACUCCAAGGACACCAACGAGGGGCCCAACUCCCAGCCCUCGGCGCCCGUCUCCAUGGUGACCGCGCCCUCCAUGGAGGUGCCCACCAUCACGACGGCGGGGGGCUUCGGCUCGUCCCCCUCCAUGCUGGCCUGGAAGCAGCUGGCCGGCUCCAUCCCCCAGCUGCCCGCCUCCAUGCCCAACCUGCCGGCCACCUCUCCCCUGGCCACCACCUCCCUGGAGAACGCCAAGCCCCAGGUCAAGCCUGGCUUCCUCCAGUUCCAGGACAACGACCCGUGCCUGGCUACGGACUGCAAGUACUCCAACAAGUUUCACUUCCACUGCCUGUUCGGCAACUGCAAGUACGUGUGCAAGACGUCCGGGAAGGCUGAGUCUCACUGUCUGGACCACAUCAACCCCAACAACAACCUGAUCAACGUGCGCGACCAGUUCUCCUACUACUCCCUCCAGUGUCUCUGUCCUAACCAGCAUUGCGAGUUUCGGAUGAGGGGGCACUACCACUGUCUGAGACCCGGCUGCUACUUCGUCACCAACAUCACCACCAAGCUGCCCUGGCACGUCAAGAAGCACGAGAAGGCGGAGCGGAGAGCCGCCAACGGCUUCAAGUACUUCACCAAACGGGAGGAGUGCGGUAGGCUAGGCUGCAAGUACAACCAGGUGAACAGCCACUUCCACUGCAUCCGGGAGGGCUGCCAGUUCUCCUUCCUGCUCAAGCACCAGAUGACCUCACACGCCCGCAAGCACAUGAGGAGGAUGCUGGGGAAGAACUUCGACAGGGUUCCAUCCCAGGCGUCCCACAGUCAUAGACACGAUGAGAUGCAGCACAUGGCCAACAUGUCGUCAGGCUCCAUGGGCAGCCAUUCGGGCCUCAACCCCGGCUUCUCCCACAUGAUGGACGAAACGGACGACUACAUGGACUACAUGGGGGGGGGCAGCCCCCUGGGCCUCUCGUCCGAGUCUUCCAACCAGGACCGCAGCUGCACCAGCACCCCCGUGGACAACGAGAGCUCCCCCGCAGGAUCAGGCUGCCAGGUCACUGUUCCUGCCACCACAGCCCCCGCUGACACUACUGCUACCCACAAUGCACCUCCGCCCCAGCCUCAGCCUCCAUCUUUCUCUCCGGCACUUCUCAGGCCUCCUCUUCCCUCGCUCCCAUACCUCCUCUCUCCAUCCUGUCUCUCAUACUCUCUGCUCAGCGCCUCGCUCGGAGCGACUCGGGGCGUUGUCAUGCCAACCAGCACGCAGGCUUUCAGUCCGAUCGUUGCCACUCCGUCGGCGGUUAAAAAUGACGUCCCUAUAGUGCAGGACGCUGCAGGCAACACCAUCUCUAUCCCCACCGCGGCAGGAGCCAAGAAGCGCUUCUGGAUCAUCGAGGACAUGUCCCCCUUCGGCAAGCGGCGCAAGACAGCCUCGUCGCGGAAGAUGCUGGACGAGGGCAUGAUGCUGGAGGGCUUCCGGCGCUACGACCUGUACGAGGACUGCAAGGACGCGGGCUGCCAGUUCUCCCUGAAGGUGACGCACUACCACUGCACGCGCGAGAACUGCGGCUACAAGUUCUGCGGCCGCACCCACAUGUACAAGCACGCCCAGCACCACGACCGCGUGGACAACCUGGUGCUGGACGACUUCAAGCGCUUCAAGUCGUCGCUGAGCUGCAACUUCCCCGACUGCCAGUUCUCGGGCAACAGCACCCACUUCCACUGCCUGCGCUGCGGCUUCCGCUGUACCGACAGCACCAAGGUGACCGCCCACCGCAAGCACCACGGCAAGCAGGACGUGAUCAGCGCGGCGGGCUUCUGCCAGUUCAGCUCCAGCGUGGACUGCGAGGUGACCGACUGCAAGUACAAGCUGAAGUGCUCGCACUUCCACUGCACCUACCCGGAGUGCAAGCACACGGUGGUGGGCAUGUCCCAGAUGGACUCCCACAAGCGCAAGCACGAGAAGCAGGAGCGGGGCGAGCUGCCGUCCGUCUCGCCCAAUCGGGAGGCCCAUCUCAUGGGCGGGGUCUCCGCGCCCUCCGCGUCCGCCGGUCUACCCGCCGCCUCCCCCAUCGCCCCGGGGUUCUCCCUCAACAGCAGCGGCGGCGGCAGCAACAACGUCCCCGCCAUGUUCCUCCACUCCGCCCGGGGCGGCCCCGCGUACGAGCACCCCGCGUACGAGCACCCCGCUUCUUCCAUCAACCUGGACGGGUCGCUCAACCUGGGCACCGACCCGUCCAGCUCCCUGUUCUUCCUGAAGAACCCGUCCGGCCUGGGGCUCAACGACUCCCUGGACCUGAGCCGCAAGAUGCAGCAGGACGCCCUGAGCCUGGACGGGCCCGACUCCGCCCCGCUGGCCCCGCCCGGGGCCCAGGACGACACCACGGGCACGUCGGGCGACGCCGAGGACGACCUCUCCCCCGAGGAGGAGCUGAACGCCGAGGAGGAGGAGGAGGAGGACGAGGACGAGGGCGAGGAGGACCUGAACACGGACUCGUACGAAGACUCCAUGCCGGAGGUCGAGGGCCCGGACGGCGAUAAGGACAACGGAGAGAGCUUCGACGCUUCCACAAACCACGCUGACUCUUCCCAGCCGGAGAUCCCGGAGGCCGACCCCUGAGCACCACUGUACAGAAACGGACGAGAAGAAAAAAAAACCCCGCAAAACUAUGAACAAACACAAAUUAACGCGGGCCUCGUUUAACACGCGAAAGGACAUUGCCGAUGAUAAGACAACAAAAAAAAUAUACAAAUACGACGGCCCAAAAUGAUUUAUUAUGAUGUUUACAAGAUGACCAACAUUAUUAAUUUAAUUAUGCAUAACGAAUGAACAGAAGAAAAAAAAAAACAUAUAAAUGAGGCCCUCUUUUACACACGGGCGGAAAUUUAAAACCUUUUCCUACACAUCAGUCUUUUUUGUGUGCGUGCAUGUUUGACUUUUAUUUUUUUUUGUUCGUUACUUUUUCGUGUGUGGAAAAAAAAACACCAUAAAGAAAAAAAAGAAAAUAUAUAUAGCUAUAAACUCUACGUGUGUGGAUGUUGAUAUACAAAGGAAAUUGUCAGUUCAGUCAUUACAUGAACUGCUGAUCCCUGGAUAACGGCUAAAGGGAAAUCACUGUAUAAAUAUACAUAGGGAGAUUUAUUAAAGAGGUUGUAUUAGAAUAUCUGAUUUCAAUGAAAAACACAAUGCAGCAUUAUUAUUAUUAUUAAUAUUAUUAUUAUUUUAUUAUUAUUAUUCUUAUUAUUAUUAUUAUUAUUAUUAUUGAAGUGCAGGGGCUCUGCAUUCGUGCUUUAGCUUUUUAUUUUUAUUUUUUUAUUUUUUUUUCUGUUUUACGUUUAAUGAUUAAAUUCUCCAGUCAGAAAUACUGUUGGACAGUAGCAUCCUAGUUUCCAUUCCAUGCCCCCGGCUGACUCCCCCCCGUCUCUCUGGAUCCAGCGGCUGCCGUGGCGUCCUCACACCCAGCUGGCAGAAGGGCUUCAGGCGGAGAGCGGCGCGUGGCUCUCCGCGCGUAGAGGCCUCGCUGGAAGAACUCUAACCUCCCGCCAGCAGUUCAGCUCUCUCGCUGUUGCCGCGUCUAACGAUGGCCUCCGUUUGUUUACCUUCCGGGUUUCUGCGUAUGAUUAGUGCACUUUUAUGUGGAUGAACAUAUAUAUUUAAAUGCGUUAAGAACAUAUGUAUAUUUAAAAUGGGUUUUUUUUUUUUUCGUUUGUUCGUUUGUUUCUAACUGUUCAGAAGUUAUUGCAUAAUUGUUGCAUCAUUUUUCCGUUGGCACAGGGAUGACCGGUUUGAAGGCGAGGUUUUUUUUUUUUUUUGUCUUGUUUGUUUGAAUUUUGCUGGAAGUUUCUCCCUGCUAAAGUGUCCAGUGGAAGGGCCAGUUAAACGAAAUAGGGAAAUGAAGAGAUGACGCAGGAGACGAGCUCUCCUGCCCGUGGACUGGCUCGUUAGCGAGAGCGGUCGAAGGUGCUACCGACCGGGAGGUUAAAACGGAGCGACUGUUCCCUCCCUGGUCUUCAGGACACACGUGUGGACAAGUGUAUCCUUCACCAAACACCGGUUUCCUGCUCUGAAUGUAGAGAGAACCUGAGGAAG